Molecule: messenger RNA, 600 nt
Organism: Sitodiplosis mosellana (orange wheat blossom midge)
Lineage: Eukaryota; Metazoa; Arthropoda; Insecta; Diptera; Cecidomyiidae
Product: NTF2-related export protein-like
Exons: 3
Coding region: 120-557 (145 amino acids)
Biological process (GO): protein import into nucleus
Cellular component (GO): nuclear pore central transport channel
Source: RefSeq, a predicted model, not a curated record
GCUUAGUAUUCAAUAUACACAGUAGAAUCUAUGUGGUGCGCUGUUUUUCGAAACUUGAACUUUAUUUGAUAAACCAAUUUCAACGUUUUUGCUCCUGAUCCAACUAGUUGUAGCUAAAAAUGAGUGCUGAGCUUCGAUUCGAAUUAACGGAGUCUACAAAGACAGCCGAAGAAUUCAUCCAGCUGUACUAUCAAAGUGUGGAUCACAAGCGACAUCAAAUCUCCCGUUUGUAUAUGGACAAUGCGAUCGCUGCGUGGAAUGGAAAUGGCAUCAAUGGCAAGGAAAAUAUUCAGGAAUUCUUUCAAGGUCUGCCAGCAACUGAACACACGGCUUCGGUUUGUGACGUUCAACCAAUCAUUGAUGAGGCCACAUCCAAUCAAAAGACGUUGUUGAUUCUGGUGUCUGGAUCGCUUCGAGUUUUGAACAAUCCACUCAAGCAAUUUCAACAAACAUUUGUGAUCUCGGCUCAAGACGACAAAUGGAAAAUUGUACGCGAUUGUUUCCGCAUCCAAGAUUCAUUGUGUCCACAAUUCAAGAGAACCGCACAUUUCAAAUGAAUGUUCACGAUAUUUUUGGCAACAAAUAAACGAAAAAAUUGAU